Molecule: messenger RNA, 1475 nt
Organism: Episyrphus balteatus (marmalade hoverfly)
Lineage: Eukaryota; Metazoa; Arthropoda; Insecta; Diptera; Syrphidae
Exons: 2
Coding region: 41-1189 (382 amino acids)
Source: RefSeq, a predicted model, not a curated record
GGAUUGUAAUUAUUUUUGUUUUAAAAAUAAAUAUAUAAAAAUGAAAACUGGACUAUUCAUGGGAUCAUCUUUGGCUCCUAUACUUGUCGAAUGGGUUUUGGAUGAAGUAAUUCUUCAAGCCUUAGAAAAACUUGAUUUUAACCCACAGUUUUGGAUGGCCUACGUAGAUGACCACUUGACAUCCAUUCCAAGAAAUAAAAUCGAUAUGGUUAAAACAGCCCUAGAAUCUUUUGACAAAGAUAUAACAUUCACUUACGAAUCAGAAGAUAUUUUGACAAACGAAAUUAAUUAUUUGGAUGUUACAGUUAAAAGAAAUAAUGAUGGCCAAAUAAUGACUAAUUGGUAUCAUAAGCCAAUAGCUUCAAACCGUUUAUUAAACUAUUACUCUGCACAUCCAAUUCAAAUGAAAUUUAAUAUGGUUAAAAACUUUAUUCGAAAAGUAUUUACUUUUAGCCAUAAGUCUUUUUGGAAUAAUAAUUUAAUAAAAAUCAAAAAUAUAUUAUCAAAAAAUAAUUAUCCAGUUAAAAUAAUUGAUAAACUUAUUUCUUCUGUUAAAAGCGAUAAUUUCAAAGCAAAAACUGAUGCACCUCAACGUUUUAACUUAAGUAAUUAUAGUUUCUUAUCUAAUAAUAAUGACCGAUCGUGUGAUAAAUUAACAAGUAAUAAUAGAUACAUUUAUUCUUCUAAACAAUAUAUUCCUAAAUUAAGUGAGUCAAUAUCUAAAGUUUGCCAAUAUUUUGUACCUGAGGGUAAAUUAGCAAUGAAACCAACAAACCAAAAUUCAAAAUUUUUCGUUAAUACUAAAAAGAAAAUUAACAAAAUUGAUAAUAGUGGAGUAGUUUACUCUAUCAAAUGCAAUGAUUGCACUAAAUUAUAUGUUGGAGAGACUAUCCAGAAAUUAGGCUCGAGAAUUGACCAACACAAAAAUGAAUGCAAAAAAGUUAUAGAGGGCUCAAAUACAAAAAAUGUUGCUGCUUUGGCUGAACAUGUGAAACAAUAUGGACAUUCGUUUGAUUUUGAUGGGGCAAAAAUUCUAAAGUUUGAAAGAAAUAAAUUAAAAUUACAAAUUCAAGAAGUAAACCAAAUUAUUAAAAAUGAACAAAUCGUAUGUAACUAUAAAACCGAUAAAAAGGAUUAUACAAACACUUAUUAUAACCUUAUAGUUAAUAGAAAUGUUCAAAGUAACUAAAUUUAAACUUUCUAAAAUAUUUUUUGAACAAUACUUUAAAAAAAAUUUUUAAUUUUUAUUAAAAUUAAUGUUUGAUUUUUCAAUUGUUUUAAAUGUCGAAAUAACUUUUUAGAAAAUUGUUCAUAUUUUUUCAAAAAUAUUUCAAUGACCCUGAAGAUGAGGCAAGUAAGACCUCGAAAUAUAUAGGCAAAAAAAAUAAAUAAUUUUCUAAAGUAAAAAGAUGCGUUUUUAAUAAUCUGAACUAAAAGAAGCAAAACAAAGAAGGUAAUAAAUAAAAUAAUUACAU